UGGGAUCUGAUGCCCUCUUCUGGUCUGUCCAAAGACAGUGACAGAGUACUCAUAUACAUGGAAUAAAUAAAUAAAAAAAUUAAAUUACCGGGGCUGGGGAGAUGGCUCAGUGGUUGAGAGCACUGGAUGCUCUUCCAGAGGUCCUGAGUUCAAUUCCCAGCAACCACAUAGUGGCUCACAACAACCAUCUGUUGUGGGAUCUGAUGCCCUCUUCUAGUGUGCCCUCAUACAUAAGAAUGUAAAAAGGAAAUUUGCCACUGUGUGUGCACAUAUCUGGGUGUGCUUAUGCCAUUGUGAAUAUACAGAUGUUAGAGGGCAACUUUUAGGAGUUGAUUCCCUUCUACUGGGGAUUCCGGAUCCUGGGCUUGAACUCAGGUUGUGGGGCUUGCAUGCUAAACGCUUUUACCUGCUGAGAAUUACUUUGAACUUCUGAUCCUCCUUCCUCUGGGUGUGUGUGACCAUAUCUGGUUUAUGCCAGUCCUGGGAACUGAAUUCCAGACUUUGUGUAUGCAUUUGGGCAUGUAUCAAUUGAACCAAGUUCCCUGGAUUGGAACUUUUGACUACGACGUGUAGCAGGAUAUCCAGCCCCCAACCUACUGUGUGUCUCUGGGGGUGGAAUUUAAAGACUUCACACGUGCUGGGCAAGUGCUCUGCCAUUGAACCUUCAUUUCCUGAACACUCUCUCUUGUGUGGUCUCUGUGGUCAGACUGAUUUGACUACAUUGAGGUGGCUUCUUGGUUUUGUUUUUUAAAUUGAGAUGAGGCCUUACUUAUCCCACACUGUGUAGCAAAGCAUGACCUUGAAUUUCUCAUCUUCUAUAUCCACCUCAUGGGUGCUGGGGUUAUAGGCAUGCACUACCAUACCUGGUUUUGUGAGAUGCAAGUGAUCCAACCCAGGGGCUCUGCAUGCUAGGCACUCCAACUGAGUGAUGGAGCUCCCAGCUUCCCACUGAUUUUUUGAGAUUAUAUGGUUACAUUGUUCUCUAACCCCCCCCCCCAUAUACCCCUCCUUGUUCUUUUUCAAAUUCAUGGCUUUUUCAUUGUUGUGACAUGCAUGUACAUAUGUGUUUGUAAAUAUAAUCUACUCACUCUGUGUCCUGUUAUUUGAGUGCAUACGUUAUGGCUGAGCAUUUGGUAUUGGACACCUGCCUCGUGUGCUCUUCCCACUCUCUGUAAUCCUGAGUUGCCUGUAGUUGUGUAGAGCUGAGGUCUUGUGGGCUUUCCCAGUCCACUUUGGCAUGUCUAGGGAAAUUGUGUACGUGGUUCCAUGCAUGCACGUGAAAGGCAGAGAAGUGUCUGUCAUCUCCCUGACUGCUCCUUUAAGGUGGAGUCUCUACCUGGGGCACUUUUUUUUUCCUGGCUAGGUUAGGUAGCUUGUUACCUGAUGGAUCUUUUGGAGUUAUGAUGCUUAGCUUGCCCUGUGGGUCCUGGGAUCCAGAGGGGCCUCAUGAUUGCACAGCACGAUUAACUACUGAUCUCUUGUUCUAGGGAAAUUAAAACAAAGAAAAAACUGUGUGUGUGUGUGUGUGUGUGUGUGUGUGUAUAGAGUGUGGGUCAGAGGACAACUUCCAGGAGCUGGUUUUCUCUUCCACCUUCUACCUGUGGGUCCUGAGAAUUGAACUUGGGUUGUCAGGCUUGGUAGCAGUCAUGUUACCCACUUAGCUGUCUUACUGACCCUUUAGGGGAAUUCUUAAACUCCCAAACUCCUUAGGCCUCAACCUCCUCAUUCUUAAAAAUAUGGGAUAACUGUUUGCAGUUGUCCCUUGGCCUUUCCAAUUUUUUGGUCUCCUGCCUGGCUGAGCAAUCAUUUGUAACCUAUUCUUCAGACCCGUUUCCCUGUGUGGUAGAGGGAAGGGCCUGACUCAAGGGUAGUGCUGGCUCAUCUGUGCCUGCUUCCUGCUUGCCAUUGACUGGGCUGACUGCCCUGGCUGGGGUGGUUCUCCAGGUCUCUGGCUUCUUUGUGCGCUCCCUCUGAGAGUUUGGGGCAUGACUCCAUGUGAUGCAGCUGUUGGGCUCUGAGCGUUCAACUAGCGAAGGAACAGGCUCCAAGACGUAUCACAGGCUGGAGAUGGUGACAGUAGUCUCUUCAGGUCACCUGCUGUUGAGACUUUUCUACACUCACUAAGCUUUUCUUAAAUUUAAUUUUAUUUUUUGAUAAAUCAGUUGUCUAAUCUCUUUGGUGCAGUUCCAGCAUGGCUUGUGUUCACUUGUGUUAGGAACACACACAGUUCUGGUCUUGUUUGGAGAGUUCUGUCGGGCAAGCAGCUACUACUACAUUACUGGAUGGUAGUGCACUCCUUUUUCUUCUUUCUGGCAGGUAUGAUUCGUCAGGGUCUCUGGGCUGAGUCGAAUGGAGAUCAUAGUCCACCUUGUCACCCACCUUGUGUGUGUGUUGUGUGUCUGUGUGAGGAGAGGAGCUCAGAAGAUGAAGUUGUUGCCGCCACUUAGCCUGAUGGUCUGAGUUCAGUUUCUAGGACCAGGAGUAAGGGGAGAACCGACUCCUGAAAGCUAUCUUAUGCUGCUGUUUAAGUUGUACUCCUGCCUGGGCUGUUUUAUCCAUCCAUCCAUCUACCCUCCCUCCCUCCCUCCCUUCGCUCCUUCCUCAGCCGGGGCUGGCACCAGAGUCACACGUCUCAUGUCCCCAUCUCUGAUCUCAUGUAAGGGUUACCAUACAUACUACCUACCCAGGAUUAGAACUUUAAUUGCAGACAAUGACCAGCAUUUGGGAUAAAGAUUCUUUUUUUUUUUUUCUUUUUUCUUUUUUUCGGAGCUGGGGACCAAACCCAGGGCCUUGCGCUUGCUAGGCAAGUGCUCUACCGCUGAGCUAAAUCCCCAACCCCUGGGAUAAAGAUUCUUACAUCUGUUUGGGAACUACAUUUUACUUUAUGAUAGUGUGAGGAAAAGGAAUACAAAACUCCUUGGUCUAUCUAAACAUUUAAAGGAACUAGAGGGAUGGCUUAGUGGUCAAUCUUCCAGAGGACCCAAUAAGUCUGUCCUAAGAAUGCCAAGUAAGGUGUUCCGGUUAUACAUCUUUAACAAUUUAAUUUUUUGAUUUAUGUGAAUGUCUGUUUUGCCAGCUUGUGUAUGUGCAUCACCUGGAAAGGUCAGAAGAGGGUAUCGGGUCUAUAGAUGGCUGUGAGCCACCAUGUGAUUGCUGGGAAUUGAACUCAGGACCUCUGGAAGAGCAGCCAGUGCUCUUAACCGCCGAGCCAUCUCUCCAGUCCCUAUCUUUAGGGCUUUAACUAUGGCUUGUAUGCAGUAGUAUUCCUUGGUGCUGCACCAAGCCCAUCUCUCUCUCUCUCUCUCUCUCUCUCUCUCUCUCUCUCUCUCUCUCUCUCUCUCUCUCUUUUUGGUUCAUUUUUUCGGAGCUGGGGACCGAACCCAGGGCCUUGCGCUUCCUAGGUAAGCGCUCUACCACUGAGCUAAAUCCCCAGCCCCAAGCCCAUCUUUAUCCUUACAGCUACAGGUCUAGUGGGUCCUCUUUCAUUUACUCUCUCAGUUGACUAAUUUUUUUUCCUGCAUCUUGGUCUCCACUUGCAACGUCUCGACUGGAACUUUCCAGUUUUCCCAAUUUUAGUUGGUGACUUUCUGGCUCUGUCCACCAGUCACCCCAAUACUUGGACUAAACCUGUUUUAAAGGAUCUCAUGUAUCCUGGGGCUCUCUUCAAAUCUGCACUGCAGAGAAGUAUGUCCUUGAACUUAUGAACCGCCCGCCUCUGCUGGGAUCAGUUGGUGCUGUUUCUGUGCUGCCCCAGAUCAAACUCAGGCAAGCCACCUCCUCAGCCGGAAGCUAGAGUUCUUUGGCUUUCUCCUUCAGAUGCACGAAGUCCCCAGAGGAGUGACAGUUCCGUACCUUUCCCUCAGGCAAGUUAGUUUUUACACCAGUGCCCUAAAUCUUAUCAUUACAGUUCACAUUUCCCCUAAAGGGCACCAAACUGGUUUUUUUUUUUUUUUUUUUUUUUGGUUCUUUUUUUUUCGGAGCUGGGGACCGAACCCAGGGCCUUGCGCUUCCUAGGCAAGCGCUCUACCACUGAGCUAAAUCCCCAACCCCCACCAAACUGUUUUGAUGGGAACGGUGUUUACUGCUGUUUUAUCUUACCACUUGGUGUUUGCUGAGUUUGCAUUACUCUGAACAGGUGUAGGCCACCUACCUAUUCACAUGAACUUUCUCCACGUAAUUAAUGAAAAAGUCAACUUAGAUGCUGGAAAUGCCUUUUAGCUCAUAAAUCCUUUCGCUAUGGAAGCAGCAGCACUGUUGGCUACAGUUUACAGAUAAGGCCAAUUAAGACACAGAGGUUAAAUGAUUUGCCUAACAUCAUACACCUGUUAGUUGGAGUCAGUCUAAGGUCCACUGCCCAGGCGUGACUGGGACACCUCGUUCCGCCUCCACACGCUGCUGAGGUUAUGCUCACACACAGGCAUAAGGGUUGGCUGAUAGGAAGACUUGGUCACAAGACAGGACUCUUACAAAUGACCUUUCUCGGUCAACCCAUCGCAGGGAGGAAGGAAAGAAUGCGGAGCCACCCAAGUACUGCGUCCUAAGCCUGAGGAACCACCCCAGACUCUUUACAGAUACAAACAACACUCUGGUCACUCCCUAGCCCCACGACAGGCGCUCGCCUUCCCGUUGGUAGACUGACUGUCCUUUGGUGUUUUGGAAUAAACAGUCGGUCGUUUGCGGUCAGGCCUCUUUCUGCCUCUAUGCUGCCUAAUCUAACAAUGGCCAUGUUUAGUUCUGUUCAGCUCUCUACGUCAGAGCUUGUCAGUGCACGGUGGACGUGGUGAAACAGAUCCGGUUGGGUCGGGAGCCUAGCGCGGUAAUGAGGGGGAUUUUUCUGGAACUCUUCCACCACCUCUCCAACACAACCACUGACACUUGUGGCCGCAGCCCGCUUCCCACGGCCCCUCCGAUUCCAUCACCCGCACGGGACGCCUUUAACCCUCCGCGGGGCGCGGGGCAGGUGGUGACGUAGCCUCUGCUGCUCCACUCUAGGCGCCGCCAUCCGAACUCCUCCCCAGCCCCGGGGUCUUCAGGGCGAGCCCAGGUGACCGUCCCCUUAGGCUCCGCCCCGUCCCGCCCCCUGCGCCUUCGGAACUGGCUCGCCCGGGCGCCGCCGCCGCCGCCGCCGCACAAAGGCCGGCGGCCGCCUCACCGCGCGCAGGAAUCCAGCCACGCGCGUCCCAGACCCCCGCCCCGCUCCGCGGACGCAGCAGCCCCGACUAGCUCGCCACCCCUUGCGCUUCACGUCCCCGACGCGCAGGACGCCGAGGCGAGGCCCGCCUCCCCGCAAGGGCGCCAGCCACAUCCGCGUCGUGCCACGCCGCCGGCUCCCCGCGGGGGGACUACUUCGCUCCCCGCCCCUCCGUCCCGCGCUACUUCCUGCCGCGGACGCGUCGGUGCGCGGCGCGCACGGCAUGGCGGCGGCGGCGCGCGCCUGAGAGCUGGGGGUACGCCGGCCCGGUCAGGCCUCGGCGCGGCCUACACGCUCCGCUCCCUCGGUCGCUCGCUCGCUCCCGCCCGGCGCCCCGCCAUGGCGGAGCCUUCGCCAGCCCGACGUCCGGUGCCUCUCAUCGAGUCGGAGCUGUACUUCCUCAUCGCCCGCUACCUCUCAGCUGGCCCGUGUCGCCGAGCGGCGCAGGUGCUGGUGCAGGAGCUGGAGCAGUACCAGCUGUUGCCGAAGAGGUUGGACUGGGAGGGCAACGAGCACAACAGGAGCUACGAGGAAUUGGUGUUGUCCAAUAAGCAUGUGGCCCCUGACCACCUGCUGCAGAUCUGCCAGCGCAUCGGCCCAAUGCUGGACAAAGAGGCCCCGCCCAGUAUCUCAAGAGUCACGUCUUUGCUGGGUGCAGGAAGGCAGUCUCUGCUACGAACAGCAAAAGACUGCAGGCACACAGUGUGGAAGGGCUCUGCCUUUGCUGCUCUUCACAGAGGAAGACCUCCUGAAAUGCCCGUGAAUUAUGGCCCCCCACCGAGUCUGGUGGACAUACAUCGAGGAAAGCAGCUCACAGGGUGUUCCACUUUUAGCACAGCAUUCCCAGGAACUAUGUACCAGCAUAUAAAGAUGCACAGGAGGAUUCUCGGACAUCUGUCUGCUGUGUACUGUGUAGCAUUUGAUAGGACAGGACAUAGAAUCUUUACAGGUUCAGAUGAUUGUUUGGUAAAGAUUUGGUCAACACACAAUGGCCGCUUGUUGUCUACGUUAAGAGGCCAUUCUGCAGAGAUUUCAGACAUGGCAGUGAACUACGAGAACACACUGAUUGCCGCAGGAAGCUGUGAUAAGAUCAUUAGGGUGUGGUGCUUGAGGACGUGCGCCCCGGUUGCUGUGCUGCAAGGACACACGGGGUCAAUUACAUCUUUGCAGUUUAGCCCAAUGGCCAAAGGACCUCAGCGGUACAUGGUUUCUACUGGUGCUGAUGGCACUGUUUGCUUUUGGCAGUGGGAUUUAGAGUCCUUGAAAUUCAGUCCACGCCCCCUGAAGUUCACGGAAAAGCCAAGGCCUGGUGUUCAGAUGCUGUGUUCUUCAUUUAGUGUUGGCGGUAUGUUUUUAGCCACAGGGAGUACUGACCAUGUAAUCAGGAUGUACUUUCUGGGAUUCGAAGCUCCUGAAAAAAUCGCCGAACUUGAAAGCCACACUGAUAAAGUUGAUAGUAUCCAGUUUUGUAACAAUGGUGACCGGUUCCUCAGUGGUAGCCGAGAUGGAACAGCACGGAUCUGGAGGUUCGAGCAGUUGGAAUGGAAAAGCAUUUUACUGGACAUGGCUGCCAGGAUCUCAGGAGACACAUCAGCGGAAGAAGAGAGGUUUAUGAAACCCAAAGUUACAAUGAUAGCUUGGAAUCAGGACGACAGCACCGUGGUCACAGCUGUGAACGAUCAUGUCCUCAAGGUGUGGAGUUCUUACACUGGGCAGCUGCUUCAUAACUUACUGGGACAUGCUGAUGAAGUGUUUGUUUUGGAGACACAUCCCUUUGAUUCCAGAAUUAUGUUAUCUGCAGGACACGAUGGCAGCAUAUUUAUAUGGGAUAUUACAAAAGGCAUCAAGAUGAAGCAUUACUUUAACAUGAUCGAAGGACAAGGACACGGAGCUGUGUUUGACUGUAAGUUUUCACAGGACGGACAGCAUUUUGCCUGUACAGAUUCUCAUGGGCAUCUUCUGAUAUUUGGUUUUGGAUGCAGCAAGCCAUAUGAAAAGAUUCCUGAUCAGAUGUUUUUCCAUACUGACUAUCGACCACUGAUAAGAGAUUCCAAUAACUAUGUCCUAGAUGAGCAGACACAACAGGCACCUCAUCUUAUGCCUCCACCAUUCUUGGUAGAUGUGGAUGGAAACCCUCAUCCAACCAAGUUCCAGAGAUUAGUACCAGGUCGAGAAAACUCAGCGGAUGAACAUUUGGUUCCACAGCUAGGCUAUGUGGCCACAAGUGAUGGAGAGGUGAUUGAACAGGUCAUAAGCCUGCACACAAAUGACAGUGGAGAUGCAAGCCCAGAGUCCAGCGUCCUUGAUGGCAUGAUUCGGCAGCUGCAGCAGCAGCAAGACCUGAGACUGGGAGUGGACCAGGAUGUGACUGCAAAUGGACUUCCCAAUGAGGAAGGAACACCCCGAAGAGGGAGUUUUAGAAGACUGAGUUUAGACAUUCAGUCUCCUCCAAACAUCGGUCUUCGUCGGAGCGGGCAGGUUGAGGGUGUUCGUCAGAUGCAUCAGAAUGCUCCCCGGAGUCAGAUCGCUACAGAGCGUGACCUCCAGGCCUGGAAGCGGAGAGUAGUGGUUCCAGAGGCACCACCAGGCGUUUUCAGGAGGUUGGAAGACAUUCGCAUAGAGAGAGGCGAGGAGGAGCGAAAUCUGUAUGUUAUAGGGAGGAAAAAGAAGACUUUCCAGCUCCCACAAAAGUCAAAUUCGAUGGUUUUGGUGUCCCAGUCUAGACAACGGACAUGUAGGCGUAAAUAUGCAAAUUAUAGUAGAAGAAAUGCUGGCCAGUGUGAAUUAUCUUCUGGAAAUGAAUCUUCCGGCUCUGUUCGACAUGAAACAUCUUGUGAUCAGAGUGAAGGUUCUUGUUCUUCAGAGGAUGAUGAAUGGAGAAGUGACAGAAGAAGUGGGAGUGACAGCGACAGCCCGAGCGAAUCUUCAUCUCAGUACUCUGAUUGGACAGCCGACACGGGGGUCCACUUGGAGCCUCCUUUAAGAACAUCAUGCCGACGUCGAGUAACUCGAUUCUGCAGUACUUCAGAGGACGAAAUGUCCACGGAGAACAUAUCUCCUCCUAAACGAAGGCGGAAAAGAAGGAAAGAAAGCAAGCCUAAAAGGGAGAGUCUGCGGAGGACGACGCCAGCAGAACUUGCAAAUAUGGAACCCUUGUAUGAGUUUCACCCUCCUGUGUGGAUAACUGACACUACACUUCGCAAGUCCCCUUUUGUUCCUCAGAUGGGUGAUGAGGUGAUGUACUUUCGUCAGGGUCAUGAAGCUUACAUUGAAGCUGUCAGAAGAAAUAACAUUUAUGAACUGAACCCUAAUAAGGAGCCGUGGAGAAAAAUGGAUCUUCGGGAUCAAGAAUUGGUCAAAAUAGUUGGACUAAGGUAUGAGGUUGGACCACCUACGCUCUGUUGCCUCAAACUAGCAUUUAUAGAUCCAGCAACUGGCAGACUGACGGAUAAAUCUUUCUCUAUUAGAUAUCAUGAUAUGCCAGAUGUUAUUGAUUUUCUUGUGUUGCGCCAAUUUUAUGAUGAAGCAAGACAGAGAAACUGGCAGCCUAGCGACAGAUUUCGAUCUAUAAUUGAUGAUGCUUGGUGGUUUGGAACUGUGUUGAGUCAAGAGCCAUAUCAACCACAGUAUCCUGACAGUCAUUUCCAGUGUUACAGUGUUAGGUGGGACAACACCGAGAUUGAAAAGCUUAGCCCAUGGGACAUGGAACCGAUUCCUGACAAUGUCGAUCCUCCAGAAGAAUUGGGAGCAAGCAUCUCUGUCACUUCAGAUGAACUAGAGAAAUUGCUCUACAAACCACAAGAUGGUGAAUGGGGCCAGAGGUCAAGAGAUGAGGAGUGUGAGCGGAUCAUCAGUGGCAUAGACCAGCUCUUAAACCUUGAUAUAGCAGCAGCUUUUGCAGGCCCGGUGGACCUGUGUACAUAUCCAAAAUACUGCACAGUGGUGGCCUAUCCUACUGAUCUCUACACAAUCCGAAUGAGGCUUGUUCAUCGAUUUUACAGGCGGUUAUCUGCAUUAAUUUGGGAAGUCCGAUAUAUAGAGCAUAAUGCAAGAACAUUUAAUGAACCUGAAAGUGUAAUUGCAAGAUCAGCUAAAAAAAUAACCGACCAGCUUCUGAAGUUUAUCAAGAAUCAAGAUUGUACAAACAUACUGGAACUCUGUAACACAUCUGACAGUGAUGGCGACAGUGCUGAUGACUUGGACGAUAGUGAUCUUCCUAAAACGUCUUCUGGAAGGAGGAGGGUCCACAACUGGAAAAGGAGGAGUAGAGGCAGCAGCUGUAUAGAGAGCGACUGGAGGAGGCAGUGCAAGGCCUUGCUUAUUCUGAUCUUCCAGUGUGAGGACUCGGAGCCCUUCAGACAGCCCGUGGACUUGGUUGAGUACCCAGAUUACCGAGAUAUUAUAGACACUCCGAUGGAUUUUGGAACAGUAAGGGAAACUCUAGAGGCCGGGAAUUACGAUAGCCCUGUGGAGUUUUGCAAAGACAUUCGGUUGAUAUUUAGCAAUGCAAAGGCAUAUACACCCAACAAAAGAUCAAAGAUUUAUAGUAUGACCUUGAGAUUGUCUGCUUUGUUUGAAGAAAAAAUGAAGAAAAUCUCCUUUGAUUUUAAAAUUGGUCAAAAAUUCAAGGAGAAACUUCGUCGAAGCCAAAGAUUCAAGCAACGACAAAAGUGUAAUGGUGCUGUUCCAGUUGACAGGAGCAUGCGAAGUGUCAAACAGAAGCAGUUCAGAUCUCAGACAAAAGUAAUUCCACAGUUGAUGUGUUCUCCUUCUCAGUCUACCUCAAGUAAGGUACCUUUGUCUGCAACCCGCAAGACAAGUGCUGGUGUCUCUUCGGGCUGUACUUCUGGGGACUCUUCAGAUUCUGCAGGAUCUUUAGAAAGAGUGAGAAGACACAGAGCUGAAACAUUGAGGAGUGGCUCUGUGCUGUUUGGAAGUGAAAUGGAAGAUUUCUUAGCUACCUCUUCAUCUUCUUCAUCUUCAAAUAGUUCAGAUGAAAGCAAAGAGAGCUCUGGAGCUCAAGAGUGCUCCUUGCGCAGUGGCGUGUUGAGAAGCAGCAAUCUCAGGGUGACCAGAACAAGAGCUGCUCGGAGAAAAGCUGGUUCUGUUUCUUUAGAAAAUGGAUGUGGCAGGAAAGCCACUCGGAAGAGAGUCUAUUUAAGUGAUUCUGAUAACCAUUCAGUGGAAACAGAUGAAAAUCUGAAAAGUAAGGCUGGAAGCAGCCGGAAGGUUCUGCGGAAAUGUGCUGCUGUUGCCGCCAGCAAGAUAAAGCUGAUGAGUGACGCAGAAGACUCGAGCUCGGAGAGCCCCUGCUCCGGACGGAAGCUGCCUCAUCGAAACGCAUCAGCAGUGGCCAGGAAAAAGUUGCUACACAACUCCGAUGAUCAGAGUCUUAAGUCAGAGACUGAAGAAGUGAGAGACCGGAACCAAGCACUGUUGAUGUCCAGUCCCCAUGCUGUCCAGAACUGCAUCAGUGACUCUGAGUCAGACAGUGACUUGCAAGCAGCCCGGAAGACCUGGCAUGCUAAUGGCUGCACAUCCCACCCUGCAGCAGCAUGCAAAGCCAAAUCUCGUCCAAUAGAGUCUUCUGAGGAGGACUCCAGAUGUCAUGAAUCGGAUCAUGGACCCAGCAGCACUGUUGACCCUUUAACAUCCGGGCAGAAACUUGGGGCAGAUAGCAUCUCUGAGGAAGCCGACUCUGAACCAGGAAGCAGUGCGUUAGGCAAGAAUACACAUUUGUCUAAGAAAGCCAAGAUCUUGAGUGAUUCAGAAGAUUGUGAAGAAAAGUAUGGAGAGAGGAGAGGUCCCGAAGUGGAAGGAAGCCCAGUUUCUGAAGCCUUGAGGGAAGCCGUUAUUGUCCCCCAGUGUCUCUCACAUCAUGGACCUGAGACUGAUGUAGAUUCCGAUGGCAGUGCAGUGAGAGAGAAAUCACACAGCAAUGUGAAUGAUUCUGUAUCACGAGAGAAUGGACAAAGAAAGAAAGUUUCCCGAAAAAGGUUCUGUUCCAGUGACUCAGAAAGUAAUCUACAGGUAAUCCAGAAGUCACCCAUAGACCAAACCAGUCCCUCCAGGAUUACUCGAAGUGCUGGUAUGGUUACUGAUAAAACGAAGCUCACAAGUGAUGCAGAAGAUGUCAGCUUAGAAAGUGUGUGCACUCGAAGCAAAAGGAGAAGGAAAAAGCCUGUUCGAUUUGCUUGUACCACAGCAAAGUCUAUCCCGAGCAGUGAGGGGAAACACGCACGUUGUGAAGUGCCAGAAGAACAGUCUGCCUGCAGGAGCUCGCUGGCUGAGCCUGAACAGCAGGGGAGUGCAGAGAAUGCCAGUCAGGCUGCAAAUGCAGACUUGGAUUUUGAAGGGAGUUCCAGUUUUGAACAAACAAAAAGCAUUCAGAAGAGGCAAAUGGACAGUGUCUGCAUAAGGGCACCUUCUAAAACCCAAAACUCCUCUGCUGGGCCUUCUCAGGAAGAUCCCAAAAGCCACACCCAGGAUAGUGAUAUUAGCUUGUCUUCUGAGUCAGUUUUGGCCCAGAAAGCUAUUGGAGAGAAUAACUUUGAAGAAGAACUGAACUAUGGGUUAAGAAGGUGGAAUGGCAGAAGGCUCAGGACAUAUGGGAAAGCCCCACUCAGUAGGACAGCACCAGUUACUCCCAGUCUACAGGCCGCAGCAGAGGUCAGGGUGAAGAGGAGGAGAGUGCAUCCUGAGGUAGAUGGUGAGGACAUACCUGGACAAAUGGGGAGUUCAGGAUGUGGACCUGACACCAGUCCCAAGUCAUCAGACUUGGGAUCAGUAACUGAAUCUGAUGUUGACUGUACUGAUAACACAAAAGCCCAAAGGAGGAAGAAAAGGAAAGGGAAAACAAGAGUGCUUAGCCAAGAAUCUGUUCGUAAAGACAGAGAACCCCAUACAAAAACGAGGCCAUGUAUGUUUAAUGAGAAGGAAGCAGUACAGAUGCAUAGUGACACCCUGAAACCAAAAACGGUGCCCGAGAAAAUCCCCCGCAGAUGUGCUGCCAUUGCUGCAAAUAAAAUAAAGACGAUGUGUAAUCUAAAGGAAGUGGUCUCAGGACCAGAGAAUGUCGGCAUUAGGACGAACAGCAGAAAACUGCCCUAUCGACAAGCCUCUGCUGCGGCUAAGAAAAAGUUACUGAGUGUUUAUAAAGAGGAUGAUGCACUCAUACAUUCAGAGAAUGAAGAGGAGGUAUAUCUUAGGCGGUUCAGAUCCCAGAAAGAAAAAGCCCAGCAAUCACCCUGAGGUAGAGAGGGUACCAGAAGUGUCAGAGCCUCCGAUACCUGCAGCUGCAGUCCAUUCCCAACCCUAAACCAUCCCAGGACCUUCUGAACAAUUUUGUGAAAGCCAUUUCUCUGGGUCAAAGUGGGAUGGACGAUGGUUUCCAGUCAGCCCUACACAGUACAGCACAGGGUGUUGCAAGGAGGUAGGAGGCAAGGACUGUGUAGUCAGGUGAGAGGCCUAAGAACCCACUUAAUGUAAAGCAAAGGCUUGAAGCAGCUUGGUCCUCUAGGAGAUAUAGAAGCGUACGGGAUAUAUGGGGAAACGAUGCUAAUUUCAAUGGUCUACCCUCACGGUCUGAAAACUAGGCCAUUUCCAAAGGAGGGAGGCAGGGAGCCUAUGACUGCUGAAUUUUAACUGGAUCCAAUUCAUGUAGUGCACAUCCUUGGGGACUAAACACAGAAAGAACUGGGGAAGUCAAUGCUGGGGUGUUACUGACUUCUGAAGAGGAGUGUGAGAAAGACUGUCAUUAAUGUCUUAUUUAUAGCAUUGAAUUCAUACUGAAUGAUAGCCACCUGGUAAUGAGUAAUUCAGGGAAUGUAUCUUUCUAAGAAAGCUCUCAAUGUGACUAUUAUUAUGACACUUUUUAUUUCUUCUUCUAUGUAGCAGCAAAGAUGUAGAGGCCAGACUUAUAGUCAGAAAAUAGAACAAGAUACACUCAUCUCUUUAGCAGUUAAAUCCUGUUUCUCACCUUUUCUCUACUGCUCCUUAAAAGUCAGAAGUGUGAACACUGCAGGUUCAUUCCAAUCUCACCAACAAGCCAAGUGUCAGGAAUCUGGCCUCCAGUGUGGCCUUUGCCACUGUCACAGAAUCUGGUCACUGUGCUACAAAUGUUCAGCCUACUGAGGGUGUGUGAACUUUAGUCUGUUGUUCAUAGCUAUUGGUUGACAUUAAGGUCACCAGACGUGACCUGUGAAUGUACUGUCAAGUCUUUUAAUGUUGCUGGAGAAACUUAUCUUUCCUCAACAGUUUGUCUUUCCCAUUAAACAUAGCUGUGACUUUAGGGGUAAUCUGCAUGUGUAAAAUCAAAAAAACAAAAACCAAAACAAACAAACAAAAAAAAACCAAAUGGAACCUUAGGGGUGUGUCUUUCUUCAUUAACAGUAAUGCAUAUUUCCCAGUGACAUGUGUGGCCGAAGGGUCCAGAUUACUUGAGAAACUUGUUUGUGUUUGGUUGCCUGCCUGCUUGAAACAAACAAGAACACAAGUCAGAAUAUUCCAACACAGUGUGUGUCUUUUUGUCACUCACUCUUCAGCAUCUUGUUACAAGCACAGGAAGAACUGCUGCUCUCUUUUUUGGUGCAUGGUUUGAUUUUUUUUUAUUAUUAUUUUUUUCUGUUGAGCGUUGAUGAAAAAUUUGAUCCCAAAUGUCAUAGAAUUACUUUUUGGGCAAUUAUAUCCUCAAGAAAUGCCAUGAGAUGAAAAUAUGUCAGUCUUAUGAAGACAUGUGAAUUUUGGCAGUGUGAACUGAAGGUUUGAAUUUACGGUUUGCCGCGGUAGGGCUACUUUCUGUCACCAUCUGAUCCUGUCCAGCCUUUUCUAAUGGAAUCCCUUUCUGGUUCAGCCUUUAACUGGAACAUAAUUUUUUUCUUACCCUCUAAA
Messenger RNA from Rattus norvegicus (Norway rat), 14080 nucleotides. RefSeq names its product bromodomain and WD repeat domain containing 1 (gene Brwd1). Gene Ontology annotation, cellular component: nucleus. The record is from RefSeq and is a predicted model, not a curated record. NCBI's taxonomy places the organism in Eukaryota, Metazoa, Chordata, Mammalia, Rodentia, Muridae.